Messenger RNA from Cyphomyrmex costatus, 2293 nucleotides. RefSeq lists its product as uncharacterized. NCBI's taxonomy places the organism in Eukaryota, Metazoa, Arthropoda, Insecta, Hymenoptera, Formicidae. Bases 1 to 1713 code for a protein of 570 amino acids. The transcript is spliced from 10 exons. Gene Ontology annotation, molecular function: carbohydrate binding. The record is from RefSeq and is a predicted model, not a curated record.
AUGAUGUUAGCCAGUGACGCAACCGGGAAAAUCAUGAUCUUGCUGGCGGUGUGGUUGCUGCUUCUUCGGGCUCAUCGAGUGGCGGGCACCGAUCAUUUGGGUUUGAGAGAGAGAGAGAGAGAUCAUUUAGCCCUGUUGUCAGGCACCCUGAAGACCUAUCAACGUGCGGCUUGCGACGAGGAAACGAUGACGUUAAAAUGCCCGCCUGGUACUACCAUCCUUGUCGAACACGCUCAAUAUGGAAGAACGGGAAUGCACGGCAUCAGCAAAUGCAACUCGUCCGUUCCUCUGAUGAUCGCGGGGGACAAACCAACGAAUCACACAUGCAUCUGGCCGCAAUCAGUGCAGCACUCACUGUUGCAGAUGGUGGUUGGAGUCUGUCAAAAAAAGCGGCAGUGCAAGUUCAACACUGACCCGAAGACUUUCCAAGGUGAUCCUUGUCCCGGAUUACGGAAGUACAUCGAGGUCGCCUACAAAUGCCGUCCCUAUGAGUUCAGGAGUAAGGUGGCUUGCGAGAACGAAGUCGUCAAUCUCGUUUGCCAUCCUGGCCAGAGGGUGGCGAUUUUCAGUGCUGCCUUCGGUAGAACGCAAUACGAGUCCCUGCAGUGUCCGCAGCCGCUGGGCGUGCAAGAAGAAACUUGCAUGAUGGACUUUACAACAGAAACUGUAAUGCAAUUAUGCCAUGGUAAACGACGAUGCACAGUAGUGGCUAAUAGCACAACGUUUGGCAGACCUGAUCCUUGCAGUCCAGACAGCAAAACGUAUCUUAAAGUUGUGUACACCUGCGUUCCGAGGUCGGUGUUACGGGAGCAAUUCGAGGGUGGUAUCGAGCCGGACGAGGCAGUGAUGCAGGAGUUCGAAGAAGGAUUCGACAGAGCGGACUUCAGAGCUGAAUUCAGCCCCAGUCCAAAUCUCGAAGGACCGCAGCCGCCACCACGCGACAACGUCUCUAGAAAUUUUCCGACCGUUAGCUCAUCUCCACCUCGCGCACGAACCAACAAUGACGUGGACGCGCGGUUGAACAUGUUAAAGUCGCUCAGUAUUGGAGCGAAAGAUUUACCCUUACCGCCUUUACCACCCACGGUUAUCCAGGCGAGUUCAAUGGCGAGCGACAACGGGGUUGGUAAUGCCGUAUCCACGAGUGCCAGCGCAUCCGGAAAUUGCACUACCGUCGUCUACGCGUUUCCGAAAGAGGAUCACUUAGUGGUGGGAUAUCUGAAUGAGUGGAUCAAUGCCUACUCCUUCAUAACGAACAACCAAGAAAAGUUCUACCUCUACAUUAUUGUAUCGGUCAGUGCCGGUAUUCUGCUCUUUCUGGGGUUGGUUAUCGGCCGCCUAUUAAUCAGCCGGCAUCGCGCCAAGAGGGAUGCAAAAUUCCAUGCGAAUAACGAAGCUCUCCCAAAUGGAUUCUCUGAUGAUAUUUCCGAGAUUGAUGCCGACAUCGAUCUUACCACGCCGGUUGCAGUGCCAAUGCAAGAUGCAAGGUUGCCCGAAACUCAGUUAGCCGAGAGACUUCACGGCGAACGUUACUAUGCCGACACGAGGAUACCUUUAUCGCCGACAAGCAUUCACGCCACGUCGGUAUCUCACGCAACCAACACGGGGAUGCGCGUUGACCUCGGGAACCACAUGGUUGGCACAGAUAAUCUUCACACGAUUCUUCGCACAGAAAAUCCCCGAAACCUCAACAGCAAAAGCUAUUACUAUGGCUGACAAGAGGAAGGGGUUGUCCCGCGCGAGGGACGACCCCCGUCUUUGAGCCCGGUACCGGAAGUUAGUACGCGAAAAUAUUGCUUUUAAUUGACAAAACGGUACGGCAAAGACGGACACGCUGUGCCAAACCGCUGUAAAUUACGUUGAAGAUGUUAAACUAAUUAUUAUUUGUUGCACCGAAUUGUGGUACGUAUUGUGACAAUGCGAUCUCAAAUUUGUCAAUCGUUGGACGCCUAUAAUAAGCGUCUGUCGAUGUUUGUUAAAAAUAGACUUGUACAAUGUAUCUGUAAACGUGUCGUCCAUUCUGAGAAUUUGAUAAAAUUCUCGAUUAGAGAUGUAUAAUGUCCUAAUCAUCAACAAGAUGGUAUGGGAAAGAAGCAAGCAUAAUAUAUGUAUAGUUAGCAUUGCCUUGUUGCGAUACUGCAACGAGAACAAUGUGGAUCAAUUUGUAAAUGUGUAUAAGAAGGUUUGAGUGGUUUCUUUGAAUAGGAUUGGAAUAGCUUUAAGGGCCACCGCAAGCAUUUACGUUGUACUGUACGUUUAAGCAGCAGUUACAGAAAGAACAAAAUGCAUCGUGCAA